Neohortaea acidophila is the source of this 2026-nucleotide messenger RNA. RefSeq names its product major facilitator superfamily domain-containing protein. The coding region runs from base 33 to 1688 and encodes 551 amino acids. Gene Ontology annotation, biological process: transmembrane transport. The transcript is spliced from 6 exons. Gene Ontology annotation, molecular function: transmembrane transporter activity. Lineage: Eukaryota; Fungi; Ascomycota; Dothideomycetes; Mycosphaerellales; Teratosphaeriaceae. The record is from RefSeq and is a predicted model, not a curated record.
CCAUCCAUCCCCCAGAUCAUGGACCUCUGCGAAUGGAGGGGACGGAGGCCUACGAUCACGGCACGGCCGACAGAAUCCCGCAUUGGCGCCAGGUCUGGGAUUCUUCGGGCAUCACACCCGCGGUCCAGAAUCACAGAUACGAUGGCUCCGGAACGGCAGAUGAUCCUUAUGCGGUGACAUGGAUAGACGACGACCCCCGGAAUCCAAUGCUGUACGGCUCGACGAAGAGAUGGAGCAUUAUGAUGAUUGUUGCUCUCGCCGCCUUGCUGGUCUCCAUCGACUCGAGUGCGUAUUCUGGCAGCGCCGACGAGAUCACGCGACAUUUUGGGUGCAGUAGAGAGGUGUUCACGCUGGGCAUUUCACUGUUUGUGCUUGGAUUCGCCGUUGGGCCAGUCAUAUGGGGCCCGUUUUCGGAGAUAUUCGGCCGCCGAGCAGUCUUCAUCCCGACCUACCUUGGACUGACCGUCUUCAACGCCGGUGCUGCGGGAUCCCAGAGUCUGGCGGCACUGCUCGUCAUGCGAUUUCUCGGAGGCAUGUGUGGCUCCAACUCGCUCAUCAGCGCCGGCGCUGUUGUGGCCGAUCAAUUUCAUCCUCGACAGCGAGGACUGGCGCUUGCAUAUUAUGCUGUUACUCCGUUUCUUGGGCCUGCAAUUGGUCCUGUAUUCGGCGGGUUUAUAGGCUCGGGCGUCGGCUGGCGCUGGAUCGAAGGCGUGUUAGCCAUCGCCACCGGCAUGGUCUUGAUCGUGUACAUCUUCACAGUCCCGGAAACCUACGCUCCAGUCAUCCUACGCCGGCGAGCACGCAAGCUCACAUCCAUGACCGGUCAGCAGUACAAGUCGGCUCUGGAGAUCAAGCAAGGCUCGAAGAAGCUUCGUGAUGUCGUCAAAGUCGCUCUUUCCCGUCCCUGGGUUCUGUUGGUUUGUGAACCGAUCGUUACGGUGUUGAGUGCGUAUCAGGCGGUGAUAUAUGCAACAUUGUAUCUUUGCUUUGCGGCUUUCCCAAUUGUAUUCCAGGAAGAAAGAGGUUGGUCGCCUGGUAUUGGCGGACUGGCCUUCCUAGGUGUGAUGAUCGGAAUGCUCAUGACGAUUCCAUACAACAUUUGGACCAACAAGCGAUACGCAAAGCUGUCCGAUAAGCAUCACGGCUUCGCGCCCCCGGAAGCUCGCUUGCCUCUUUGCAUGGCUGGAGCGAUUACUGCACCAGUUGGAUUAUUCUGGUUCGCGUGGACCGACUCUCCCUCCAUUCCGUGGAUUGUGCCCAUCUGCGCCGGAGCACCGUUCGGCUUCGCAGUCGUGGUUGUGUUCCAAGGAAUCAACAACUACCUCGUGGAUUCGUAUACCAUCUUCGCGGCAUCGGUAUUGGCAGGGACAGCCGCACUGCGCAGCGUCAUGGCGGCAGCAUUCCCUCUCUUCACCGAUCAAAUGUUUGCCCGUUUGGGUCUGCACUGGGGAGCAUCGAUUCCUGCGUUCCUAGCGCUGCUGUUUGCACCAUUUCCUUUCCUUCUGUACCGCUAUGGCGCAAUGAUCCGAAAGCGAUGCAAGUACUCUGCGGAAGCGCUGGCGUACAUGAAACAUAUGCAGGCAGCACGAGGGCAAGUUGUAGUCCGUGACGAGGGAGCAGGUAAAGAGGUAGAAGAUGGAGAGACGGACACGCAAGUCGUGACAGAUGAGAAAAGCGAGGAGAAAUGAUUAUGAAGAACGAGAAUACACCGCGCCGUUGUGUGCAACGUAAAGCUGACAAGGAUGCGUCCUCAUACUUUAUUACUCAACUUACCCGGUGGCUGUGGAUUUGAAAAAGUAGCGAGUGCUGUCGAGUAGGACUCCAAGCCAAAGCGUUCAGCCGGUCUCAACGUCAUGCUCAUGAUGCGUGGUAUCGUCUUCCGAGCGACGACCUCCGCUCUAGGCACGAGGAAGUGGAAGGAGAUGUUCGAAGAAGGCUGCGGAGCUAUGGAAUGUGCGGGCAAUCCGGGGGUCAGCAUGACGAUCGAGGCGGGGAAAGCAAGACGUCUCGCGGCCAGCCUACCUCA